AUGAAGCCACAAGCAUCACGAAAUGAAUUAGAGUCUGCUAGGGAGAUUGAAGACUGCGAAAAGUACAUCAAAGAGAAUUUGGACAAAAAGCACUCCAAUCAACUGAAUGACGACAAAGACAUUCAAAGUUUGAUGCAAGCGAUUUUAUUUGGGUUAAAGGGGGUCUGUACGUAUAUCUCACACGCCUAUUUAUUAGGCGAGAAGAACACUGAAAUCAACACUUUCAUACACCAAGCCUUGGCUGCUGGCUUUGAUAACAAAGAACGUGACUUAAAAGCUUGGAUUGACUUAGUGAAAGAGACUGGAAAAUGGAAUUUCGAGACUUUGAAACUGUUAGAUAAAGCCAAUUGCACUUUAGGCAAUCCAACACCAAACUUAGUUAAAGCUAAAUCAAAAGAGUUAUAA
Molecule: messenger RNA, 405 nt
Organism: Entamoeba invadens IP1
Lineage: Eukaryota; Evosea; Mastigamoebida; Endamoebidae
Exons: 1
Coding region: 1-405 (134 amino acids)
Molecular function (GO): oxidoreductase activity
Source: RefSeq, a predicted model, not a curated record